This is a messenger RNA of Lytechinus pictus (painted urchin), 10648 nucleotides long. RefSeq names its product zinc finger protein Xfin-like. Gene Ontology annotation, molecular function: DNA-binding transcription activator activity, RNA polymerase II-specific; RNA polymerase II cis-regulatory region sequence-specific DNA binding. Bases 1410 to 7232 code for a protein of 1940 amino acids. The record is from RefSeq and is a predicted model, not a curated record. NCBI's taxonomy places the organism in Eukaryota, Metazoa, Echinodermata, Echinoidea, Temnopleuroida, Toxopneustidae. Gene Ontology annotation, biological process: regulation of transcription by RNA polymerase II. Gene Ontology annotation, cellular component: nucleus. The transcript has a single exon.
UUUUCCUCCAUCUGGUAGAGCUUCAUGAGGUUCACCAAAUGUCUACACAGAAUUUUGAAAUUUUGACCAGAACAAUUUUUAUGCUAAUUUAUGCAAAAUUAAUUUAUGCAUAUUUUUAAAAAUUCACAUAAAAUGCUUCUUCUUUAAUUGUUGACUGAUUUUGAUUUUUUUUCUUCCAUCUGGUAGAACUUAAUGAGAUUCACCCAACUUCUACACAGAAUUUUGAAAUUUUGAAAGUUUUUUCUUCUUCAUUUGUUGAUCAAUUUCAAUUUUGUUUGCUUUAUAUGAUAGCUAGAGGUGGUGAUACAGAAUUUCAACACAGAAUUUUGAAUCUCAUUAAAUAUGCUAAUUCAUUCAUAUAUUUUCAAAACUCACAAAAAUUACCUAUUUAUUUGUUGAAUGAUUUUGAUUAUUUUUGUUCCAUCUGAGAGCUACAUGAGGUUCACCAAGGUUCUACACAGAAGUUAAGAAAUUUUGACUGGAAAAUUAUUUAUGCUUAAUUUAUAUGAAAUUUAUUCAUAGAUCACAAAAUUUCAAUUCUAUAUCCUCAAUUUAUGUCACCAAUAUAAUUCACUACAGUGUCAACUGGGCUGAAAUUAAAAUUGUGUAAACUUUUGUUGCGAGAUGCCAGAUGAGCUCCACAUCAUUGAUGUGCUAGUUACUUUAAAGUCUUGCACUUUUUUCGAGACCAAAUUUGCGGAGGCCUGGGUACGCCGUUCUGAAACUACGCAUUAUUUUGUGAGUGCAUGUCAGACCAAAAAUUGCUCAAAAGCAUGAUUUUGUGUACAAAGUUAAUGCAAAUUGUGUUUUCAGCCAUAGAUGAUUGUUUUUAGUUUUGCUGGUGUAAAUGGAUUAAUUAUAUGCUAUUUAUGAUCUCAAAAGAGUCCCUUACAAAGUUCAUUGAAAAACAAUGAAAAACAAAAGGUUAAAAAGAUAACGAAAAUACAUAAGAUAUUGCAAAAAAGCAGUAUAAUACAUGAGAUAUAAAUCUGAUGUCACAACUCUUUUAAUGUACUUUUGCUAAGAAAACUACAAAGAGUUUCUACACCAAAAAUUACAACAUUUGAAGCUUUAUUUAGGGAGUUAGGGGAAAAAGUAUGAUUUUGCAUACUAAUUACCCAUAGAUUGUCAUAAUCAAUUAAUAGAAAUUGGCAUGAAAUAAAUUGAUAUAGAAUUUCAACCUGCGUGCCAAUUUUCGGCGAAAUCUUGCAAUCUACCGCCGAGAUCUCAGGGGGAGGGGGUGCCUCCCAAGUCAUAUGAUCUCCCAAAACACCCUGCCUAGAUAGGGUUAAGAAGGAAGACCAAACCUAGCGUUGUUUUCAUGAGUGUAAUAAAAUUCUUGUUUAGUGUUGAGGUUUGAUUACCACCCUUUAUGUUUAUGACAACCAGGUACUACUUCAAGGAUUGACAUGUCCUCAGAGUGCACUGGGAAAGAUCUAUCACAAGAGCAGAGCAGCAUCAAAGACUAUAGCAAGGAUUCUCAAGGAGUAUAUAGACCUCACUUACCAGCAUCCAUAGAAAACUCAUGUGACCUUGGAGAGGAGAGGUCACAAAGAUGUUUGAGAGGAUCAAAUGAUCUUGCUUGUCAUGUCAGUGUAGACCACAGAAGCAGUUCUUUGUCUUGUUGCAAGUUUUCUUCCAAUCUUAAAGACAUUGCUCAAAAGCAGAGUCAUGCACAAAGUGAAAGUAAAAAAGGAUUUGAUGAAAAUGCUCAUGAGCAAAUAGAUAACACAGGUGAUGUUUCUAACAACAUUUGUAAAGGCAAUGUUUCAAAUAGUACAGUACAUUCAAAAUCAUUGUGUAAUGAACAGACGUCUCUUAACAGGCCCCAUGUGUGCUCUCAGUGUGGGAAAAAGUUUCAGAAAAUAUUGAGUCUGAAACUCCAUAUGUAUACACAUACAGGUAAAAAGCCUUUUGAAUGUUCUUUAUGUCCAAAAUCCUUUCAUCGUAUGAAGCAACUUGUAAGGCAUUCAUCAGAACAACAUGGGAAUGAGGUGAUUGAAUGUAGAAAGAAGAUUGCUUCUGGAAAUAAAGACAUUGCUCACAAAGAAAAGUUUGUCACAAAUUACAUGCAAUCACAUGACCGAGGUCACAACAAAUCACUUGAAACAAAUCAAAAGCAAAUACAUAAAGCAGAUCAGGAAAAGAUUGAUACAACAGAUGAGUGGGAACAACAGGGUAAUGUUCACCAGGAAAUGCAUAGCCAAAGUUAUGAUAUAUUAAGCCAACUGGGAAAUACAGAAAGUUCAAAGAGCAGGAGUAAAGGGCUUUCCUUAAAAUCAAGAUCACAUGAAAUUCCUAAGCCCUAUAGUUGCUCUGAAUGUGGGAAAAAGUUCAGAAAUACCAGUCAUCGUAAAGAACAUAUGUACACACAUACUGGUAAAAAACCUUUUGAAUGUUCUUUAUGUUCAAAAUCCUUUAGCCGAAAGAGGAACCUUGUGAAUCAUUCAUUAAGUAUUCAUGGGGUAUUAACUGUUGAUCAAGUGUUUCAUGGAGUAACUGCUGAUCAAGUGUCUCUUGGGGUAACUGUUGGUCAAGAUUCUCAUGGGGUAGCCGUUGAUCAAGUGUCUCUUGGGGUAACUGUUGAUCAGGUGUCUCUUGGGGUAACUGUUGAUCAGGUGUCUCUUGGGGUAACUGUUGAUCAGGUGUCUCAUGGGGUAACUGUUGAUCAAGUGUCUCAUGAGGUAGCUGUUGAUCAAGUGUCUCAUGGGGUAACUGCUGAUCGAGUGUCUAACAGUGGAAACAAGUCUUCUGAGGAUCAAACUGAAAUUCUUGCUCACAAGCAAGCAAUUAGUAAAGGGCUGUCCUUAAAAUCUAAAUCAUAUGAAUUUCCUAAGCACAUAUCUACAAGGCCUUAUGCUUGCACUCAGUGUGAGAAAAGGUUUAAGAGGAAUGAUCAUCUUAAAGAACAUAUGGAUACCCAUACUGGUAAAAAGCCUUUUUUGUGCUGUAUAUGUCAACAAUCUUUUGCUCGUAAGAGGGCCUUUGUAAGUCAUUCUUUAAGGGUUCACGGGUUUAUUAAUAAUCAAUUGUCUGAACAGGGAUACAAGUUUUUUUCCAAACCUAAAGUCUUGGUUUACAAACUAUCAUUUGAGGAUUGUCUUGAGCAAAUUAAUAGCCCUGGUGACAAGUCUAGAUCACUUGAAAUUCCUAAGCCCUAUAGUUGCUCUCAAUGUGAGAGAAAGUUCAGACAGGCCAAUCAUCUUAAAGAACAUAUGUACACACAUACUGGUAAAAAUCCUUUUGAAUGUUCUUUAUGUCCAAAAUCCUUUAGACGAAGGACCGACCAUGUAAAUCGUUCAUUAAGACAUCAUGGUGUAAUUGUUAAUCAAGAGACUCAUGGGGUAACUGUUGAUCAAGUCUCAUAUGGGGUAACUGUUGAUCAAAAUUCUUAUGGGGUAACUGUUGAUCAAGUAUCGCAUGGGGUAAUGGUUGAGCAAGUGUCUAAUGUUGUAAUUGUUGAUCAAGAGACUCCUGGGGUAACUGCUGAUCGAAAGACUCAUGGGGUGACUGUUGAUCAAGUGUCUAAUGGAGUAACUGCUGAUCGAGAGACUCAUGGGGUGACUGUUGAUCAAGUGUCUCAUGGAGUAACUACUGAUGAGGAGUCGUGUGGGUUAACUGCUGAUCAAGUGUCUCAUAGGGUAACUGCUGAUCAAGUAUCUCAUGGGGUAAAUGUUGAUCAAGAGUCUUGUGGGGUAACUGUUGAUCAAGUGUCUCAUGGAGUAACUACUGAUGAAGAGUCUUGUGGGGUAAGUGCUGGUCAAGAGACUCAUAGGGUAACUGUUGAUCAAGUGUCUCUUGGGGUAGCUGUUGAUCAAGUGUCUCAUGGGGUAACUGUUGAUCAAGAGACUCAUGGGGUAACUGUUGAUCAAGAGAAUCCUGGGGUAACUGCUGAUCAAGAGACUCAUGGGGUAACUGUUGAUCAAGAGACUCAUGGGGUAACUGUUGAUCAGGAGACUCCUGGGGUAACUGCUGAUCGAGUGUCUAAUAGUGGAAACAAGUUUUCUGAGUAUCAAACUGAAAUUCUUGCUCAAAAGAAACCAAUUAGUAAAGGAAUCUCUCUAAAAUCUAGAUCACAUGAAAUUCCUAAGCCUUAUGGUUGCUCUGUAUGUGGGAAAAAAUUCAGAAAGACCAGUCAUCGUAAAGAACAUAUGUACACACAUACUGGUAAAAAGCCUUUUGAAUGUUCUUUAUGUUCAAAAUCCUUUAGCCGAAAGAGGAACCUUGUGAAUCAUUCAUUAAGUAUUCAUGGAGUAACUGUUGAUCAAGUGUCUCGUGGAGUAACUGUUGAUCAAGUGUCUCAUGGGGUAACUGCUGAUCAAGUGUCUCAUGGUGUAACUGUUGAUCAAGUGUCUAACAGUGGAAACGAGUCUUCCGAGGAUCAACCUGAAAUCCUAGCUCACAAAAAAACAAUUAGCAAAGGGCUGUCCUUAAAAUCUAGAUCAUAUGAAAUUCCUAAGCACAUAUCUACUAGGCCCUAUGCUUGCACUCAGUGUGAGAAAAGGUUUAAGAGGAAUGAUCAUCUAAAAGAACAUAUGUACACACAUACUGGUAAAAGGCCUUUUGAAUGUUCUUUAUGUCCAAAAUCCUUUAGACGAAGGACGGAGCUUGGGAGUCAUUUAUUAAGAGAUCAUGGGGUAGCUGCUGAUCAAGUGUCUCGUGAGGUAACUGUUGAUCAAGAGUCUAACAGUGAAAAGCAACCAAUUGAUUCCAAUCAAAAAGACACGUCUGACCAGGAUAACAUGCAAAUCAGCCAUGGCAAAGAUUGUACAGAUCAUAACCUAUCAGUACAUACAAACAAUGAUACCCUCAAUUAUGUAUGUUCAUGUGGAGAAAGUUUUCAUUCAGUUGAACAACUCACUGUCCACACAAAGACUGUUGGGGGAGGGGAACCCAUGAAAUGUCCAAAUUGCGAUGAGGUGUUUUGUGAAAGGUCUUCUUACAUUUGCCAUAUACUUAUGCACUUAGAAAAGAAACAGAAAUGCCCUGAAUGUGAACAGACCUUUCGAUGGAGCUAUGAAUUAACAGCACACAUGAAAUCACACCUUACUAAAAGUAAAGAAAACAAGACUCUCCCAACUGAAUUUCGAAGAGGCAAAAAAUUAAUUAAGGCAGGCUCCUCCAAAAAAGAUCGUAAAUAUGGGACAUAUGUAUGCUCUCAGUGUAAUAAGCGUUUUAGAAAGUCAUCAUGCCUGAGAGAACACAUAGCUUAUUUCCAUACAGGGGAAAAAUAUUUGUCUUGCUCUAAAUGUUCAUCGACUUUUGUUAAACGGAAAUCACUAAUCUGGCAUUCUGCAAAACACCAUGGGGUUGUCCUUGAUCAGAUCUGUGAAUGUGGAAAGGGGUUUUCUUCCAAAGCAGAAGUCAUUGCUCACAUUACCACACAUGGCACAGUUUAUGAUCAAGGGAAUUCUAAUGAGGAAGAGUCCAACAAGGUGUUUCACAACUCUGAUUCUAAUAUGAGCCUGGUUGAAACACAAACAAGUUUUAAAGAGCCUCAGUUGAGCAAAGAAAUCAGUGAGAAGACCAGAUCAAUUGCCAUGACUAAGGAUUUGUUUGAUGACUAUGAUGAUGAUCAGAUGAGCAUCAGUUCAGAACUUAAUGGAAGGGGUACAAAGAGUGAUGAAUCUAGCAGUGCAUUGACUGUAGUAGAAACUCAGAGAGAAAAUGGUCAAGAAUCAAGUCUAGAGGAGCUUAGUGAUCAAACUGUUGAUGAAAGACUUUGUUCCUGUUCUGAAUGCCAACAACAUUUUCCUGGCAAACUCUCGCUUUUGCAACACUUGAUGAGAUGUCAUGAGGAUGUUUUGAACAAAGUUUGUGAGUGUGGUGAGAGGUUUGCCAGUGAGGAAGCUCUCUACAGUCACCAGAGAGAACUGUUAAAAUGUAAUAAGUGCCCUAUCUGUAAGAAAACAUUUGAAGGUCAAUGUUUGUAUGAGCUUCAUAUGGAAAUACAUGCAGAGCUGCAAUACAAGUGUACUGAAUGUGAAGACAAAUUUGCCUUUGAGAAUCAAUUAAUCAACCAUCUUCAAUUUCAUACGGGUGGAAAACCAUUUGCUUGUUCCAUGUGCAAGGCAAGCUUUUCCCAAGACAGUAGCCUUGCUGAACAUUUGCAAAUGCACAAGAAAGAGAAUCUCUAUGAAUGUGUAAAGUGUGGAAUACUAUUUGUGAAUGAAAAUGAAAUUUGCAAGCAUGAACGAAAAGUGCACAAACAUUGUUGGUGUCCCGUGUGUGAUAAACAUUUUCAUACAAGUAAUCAGUAUGAGGAACACAUGCAAAUGCACGAAGAAGACCCAAUCUUUGAGUGUUUGAAAUGUCGUAAACAAUAUCCUAACAUAAAGAGCCUUAAGAGACAUGCAGCCUGCCAUGAUGAAAGGAAGAUUUUGAAAUGCUUGACAUGUGACAAACUCUUUACAAGAGAAAACCUUAGAAAACAUGUGAAAUGGCAUCGCUCAAUUAGACCUCAUAAAUGCAUCCAAUGUGGAAAGGGUUACAUUGAUAGGCAUGAGCUUAAGAAGCACAUUAUAAGAGUCCACACGAAAAGGACUCCAGCUGUCCAUCUGUGUCACAUAUGUGGAAGAGCUUGUGUUUCAGAAGCACGGUUGUUGAUUCAUGUAGAAUCGGUCCACAAAAAGCAGGAAUUUCACACAUGUCCUGACUGUGGGUACAGCGUUGCUUCCAAACAGCUCCUAUCACAACACCUUUACAUAUGCAGGGGUGGCAAGCCAUACAAGUGCACCAUAUGCCAAGAUCUAUUUAGUGAUAAGUACGAGUUAAAUCGGCACAUUAAAAGGCAUGCUGGUAAAAAACAAUGUCAUGUAUGCAAGCGGCAGUUCAAAUCAAUAUAUGAUGUUAAUCUUCAUGUGCGGAGGGUGCAUACGGGUGAAAGACCGUUUCAAUGCUCCCACUGCCAAGCUAGGUUUCUUGGAACAAGUGAACUUAGAGCUCAUAUGAGGUGGCACUAUGGUGUGAAGCGUUUCAAGUGCCCAUUAUGUAGAAAAGCAUUUAUAACAACCACUAGUCGCAAUAGGCACUUAAAAAAGGUACAUAAGGAAGUCAACUAUCUGAUGUGUGAUAAAUGUGGACAAAGGUUUUCAGGAUUUGACGAGAUAUUGAAUCACAGGAAACGUCUGUAUAAAGAAACCCCCCAUCUAUGUGUUGUUUGUGAAAACAGAUAUCAGACAAUCUGUGAAUUGACUGUACAUUUGAAAACCCAUUCAAACAUGGAACAAUGAAAUCUUAAUCAUUGUUGCCUCGCCUGCAUAGCGAGACUAUAGGUGCCACUUUUUUUGUCGGCAGCACCAUCAACACUGAAAUCUUAACCAAGAUUAUGUUUUUAUAAAAUGUCAUCAUAACUUGAGAAGUAUUAUGGACCUAGUUCAUGAAACUUGGACAUAAGGGUAAUCACGUAUUACUGAAUGUCAUGCCUGAGUUUCAGAUUACUUGACCAAGGUCAAAGGUCAUCUCGGGUCAUUGAACCUAGAGCAUGUUGAAGGAAUCUAUAUUGAAAUCUUAACCAAGGGUUUUUUGUCUCACCUGCAUAGCAGAGUGAGAGUGGAUAGGCGCUGCUUUUCCAGCAUCAACAUCAAAUAUUAACCGAAGGUUAAGUUUUUGAAAUUACAGCGUAACUUAGAAAGUGUAUGGACCUAGUUCAUGAAACUUGGCCAUAAGGUUAAUGAAGUAUUGCUGGACAUCCAUCCUGCGCGAGUUUCAGGUCACAUGACUAAGGUCAAAGCUCAUUUAGGGUUGAUGAACUUAGACCAUGUUGGGAGAAUCAAUAUAAAAAUCUUAACCUCUUAGAAGGUUAAGUUUUUGAAAUGUCAUCAUAAUUUCGAAAGUAUAUGGACCUAGUAGUAGUUCAUGAAACUUGGCCAUAAGGGUAAUCAAAUAUUGGCAAACAUCCUUCGUGAGUUUCAAGUCACAUGACCAAAGUCAAAGGUCAUUUAGGGUCAAUGAACUUUGGCCAAGUUGGGGGUAUUUGUUGAAUUACCAUCAUAACUUUUAAAAUUUAUAGAGCUGAUUCAAAUAACUUGGUAAGAGUAAUCAAGUAUCACUGAACAUCCUGUGCAAGUUUCAGGUCACAUGACUAAGGUCAAAGGACAUUUAGGGUCAACAAACUAGUAAUGUUGGGUAUUUGUUGAAUUAGUUUUACAACUUUGAAAGGAUAUGUAUCUAUUCUGUGAAACUUUUUAGAUGAAAGAGCAAUCAAGUAUCCCUGAAUAUCCUAUGUGAAUUCCAGGUUAUAUGACCAAGGUCAUUUAGGGUCUAUGAGCAAUGGCAGUGUUAGGGGUUUUUCAAUGGCAUCAUGACUUAGUAAGUUUAUGGAUCUAGUUUAUGAAAUGUAGACAUAAGGGUAAUCAAGUGUGAAUGAUUGUUUUGCACAUGUCUUAGGUCACAUGAUUAUGUCAAAGGCCAUUUUGGGUCAAUGGACAUUGUAUUUUAUUAUACGGUAAUAUGAAUGUUUUCUUUUGUGAAUGAUUAUUUGAUAGAGCUCUGUUUUCAAAGUCAUCACUGCUGCUAUAUCAAUUGCGUAAUGCAGGCGAGACUGCUAGAAGUGUUCCACUUGUUUCAAGAGUGAAAUAGUACUUAAUCAAUCACACCUAAUCAAUAUUAAUGAUCUUUAGGCAGUCUCUCAGAAAUUAGCGAAAGACUCGGAGAUCCAUCUAAGAUCAUUGAAAGUCCAAAGAUUUCUGAAGAUCAUGAAAUACCUCUAAUGUACCAAUAAAACACACUUGACUUUAGGUCACUGUAUUACUAGUUCAAGGCAAUGAUACCGUAAUCAAUCUGUCUUUCAGGGGUUUUCAGAACCUUUCCACAGAUAUAAUAAUAGUAAUAAGCAGUUCUUAGAUACACGUACACGUAAUACCAUGGAAAUAAUCUCUAUGCGUGUAGAAUUAUUUUCUAUAGGGCUAAUACAUGUGCUUCUUAAAAAAGGUAGGUUAUAUCACAAGAUUUGAAUCUGUUGAAAUCUGUUAUUGAUCUUAUGAGGUAGAUAUAACAAAGUUCAGUUGUCUUAGAGACUGUUAAAUUGAUACCUUGCCAAUUUUGACCCUUUUAUUGGUCUUUCAAGGGUCUCCAUUCUAUGGAAAUGGAGCCAAAUUGUUCAGGGUACAGCCUCCAUACCAGAGAAAGGAACCCUUUAGAAGAUUAAGUGCUAGUGCUGAAAGAUUAAAAAAUGGCAAGAUAUCUGAGCAUCUCCGAGAUCACUAAACUUUAAAUAUAUGUGUCAUGCCUCUGGUGAUCUUUCAGCGAUCCAAUGAAUGUCUUUCACUGAUGUCUAAAUGAUUUACUGCACUGCAGCCUUUUAGUGAUCUCUGAAAAAAAUUGAAAUACAAUUCAAUUCAAUUCAAUUCAAUUAUGGCAGACCCAAAUGUAACCUUUGGUAGGUGGAUUUGAUAAUUUCAUGGUGUUGUAUAGUUGGACACAUUUUUAUUGUUACAAAUAUUUGUUGUUUGCAUAGUCUGCUAAAGAUAAUAAACACAGAGGUUGUUUGGAUUUUUAUUAAGUUAUAGAUGAGUUGUCUUUACAAAGAAAAAAAAAACAGAUAGAAUACAAGCCUAAAAGUUUCCUCAAAUUUGAAUACCUAUGGCUGUAUUUCAAAUGCGUCUGUGUCGGUGAAUAGCAUAUAUGUUAUUCUUCCCUGGAAAAUAGUUUGUUAUGAAUGUUACUCUAAGGCUUGGUCCCACUGCACUUACGGAUGCAAAGAGGAUGUAAAACUUAAAACUAUCUUACCAGCCAUUGGAAAACGUUAUGUAUCCGUUGUGUACUCUUUGCAAGCAUGUUUCAUACGCUCUUUAUCCAAUCCAUCAAGCAUCCAUGAUCCACUGUGGUUUAAUUGUUCGCACAUUUUGUCAAUUUUCUUGAUGAAGCCACCCCGAAAUUUUGCUUGUCUGCUGUAUCGGUUACGAAUACGUUUUGUGUCCGUCGGCCAGUGGGACCAGGCCUAUAUUUCUUUGAUGUAUAAAACACUCUAUGUAUAUUAUAAUGUUACACGUACGUCAAGAAUGUAAAAAAAAAUGUUUUUUGCAAUUUGUGUAAAUUGAUGGUAAAAAGUUAUGUCUUUGACUCUGCUUGUUAACUGUCUUGAGAUCAGAUUUGUACAGUGUUUUACAGCGUCAAAUGAAUACAUAUAAUCAUUCAUAUGAUGCAGUGAAAUUUUGGUGUUUCACUGAGCAGAAGGAAGGAAGACUCCCACAGCAUGAAUCACAUAGUGCAGUAUAUGAACACACUGUGAUACACAGUGUCACAAUGUGAAAAGACUGUGAACACACUGAACAUACUGUGACACACUGUACUUCAUAUAUGAGUGAGAUUAUUGAAUAAAAAUGUGAGAAAAUUAAGCCACGUUAUAUCAGUAUAGCAGCUCUGAAUUUAUGGAGAUUAGUUUGAAAUAUCACUACAUACAUUUAUAAGAAAACAGUUGAAUAUCUUGGACCAUAGAUAUAUGUUUGUUUUAGCCAAAAUUAGCCUAGCAUUUAACUUGCAUCAUCAUUCAACUUGUCAGCUUAGGUAAGAUUGACCAAUGUACAGCUAACAGUAUAUACUUGUUUAAAAAAAAAGUUUUGUUAUGCUGUAUUGUUAUCGUGUUUUAUUUGCCCCAUUGCAGAAAUCCUUGCCUCAUGAAUAAACUCAUAUUUUUUAAACAUUGAAA